Petromyzon marinus (sea lamprey) is the source of this 1948-nucleotide messenger RNA. RefSeq names its product RISC-loading complex subunit tarbp2-like. Gene Ontology annotation, cellular component: nucleus; RISC complex; cytoplasm. Gene Ontology annotation, biological process: regulation of regulatory ncRNA processing; siRNA processing. Gene Ontology annotation, molecular function: siRNA binding; double-stranded RNA binding. NCBI's taxonomy places the organism in Eukaryota, Metazoa, Chordata, Hyperoartia, Petromyzontiformes, Petromyzontidae. The record is from RefSeq and is a predicted model, not a curated record.
GUGAUAUAAUUUUUGCUCCGAAUGAGUACCUAUAUAUUAAACUUGUUAAAGAGAGGGGUGGGCCCCCCUUGCCUCCAGCUACAUCUUGGUAGUUCACCAACACUUGCUUCAGGCUUUGAACUGCUGAUGAGACAUUGGGCAUCGAAAACCGGUUCACAGUUUUGCUUGUACUGAGCCAACUCUUUUAAAAGUAUGCGCUCUCGGGAAGGACCAUGGGGAGGGGGGUGCGACGAUGGAGCUGUCUAAAGAAACACUUUUUUAAUAUAUAUAAAAAUUAGCUGUCCACGUGGAGAGAGAAAGACACGAAAUGCGAAGGAGACGAGCGUCUCCUUAAAGUCUCCAUUUACAAAUCGCGUUUCUCGCGGGCCGUGGGUCCCCUUCUCGGCCGCCGUCGCGCACUGUGCUCGGCUCCAGUCGGCGCAACAAUGAGUGAGCACGGGGACGAGGUCCACGAGCGAGGGGAGGCGAAGAGCGACGAAAGGAACGAGAGCGACGAAAGGAACGAGAACGACAGGGGAAACGACGGAGACGACGACGAAGACGGCGAGCAGAGCUCCGAGCCCAGGACCGCCGACGAUAGCGGCGCCAGCACUGACUUGGGAGUGUCUGGUGGACCUGGAAAGACUCCGAUCAGUUUGCUGCAAGAGUACGGAACCAGGAUCGGAAAAACCCCUGUGUAUGAUUUACUGAAGGCUGAGGGUCAGGCACAUCAGCCAAACUUUACCUUCAGGGUUUCCGUUGGUGACGUGAGCUGCAUUGGACAGGGACCAAGCAAGAAGGCAGCCAAGCAUAAAGCAGCUGAAGCUGCCCUGAACAUCCUGAAAUGUGAAUCAAUGCAGGGAGACGCUGCUUCAUGUGACAACGGUAACAGUCUGGUUCACGUUGAAAAUGGAAGUUCUUUGCCAUCUCAGCCAAACUCAGACAACAACCCUGUUGGUGCAUUACAGGAGCUGGUGGUGCUGAAAGGUUGGCGUCUCCCGGAGUACACGGUAACUCACGAAUCUGGCCCCGCACACAGGAAGGAAUUUACAAUGACCUGCCGGGUGGAAAGCUUCAUAGAAACAGGCAGUGGAACUUCAAAGAAGUUGGCCAAAAGGAAUGCUGCAGCGCAGAUGCUGACACGGAUCCGGGACCUGGUCCCGGAAAGGCGGGAGGCUGCGGAAGCUGAAUGUGACGAUGGAGACCAUGCUCCACUGGCGUGUGGCUCACGGGGCAAGGUCACUCAGGGCUGCACCUGGGACUCGCUGAGAAACUCUGCUGGGGAGAAAAUCGGUUACCUGAAGAAGGUUCCAUUAGACGCGCUGGGUGAAGGCUACUGCAAGCUGCUUCAGGAGCUUGCCCAUGAGCAGCGAUUCCACAUCACGUACUUUGAUCUGGACAUGAGCCGGAGUGGAAGGUGUCAGUGCUUGGUGGAGCUCUCCACUCAACCAGUGGCUGUGUGUCAUGGCUCUGGAAAUCUUCUUGGUGAUGCCCAUGCUAAAGCAGCUUAUAGCGCCCUGCAGUAUCUCAAGCUCAUGGCUGGUCGCAAGCAGUAGUGAAACGAGUGGUGGCAACAUAGUAAUGUCGUCGGUAAAAAUCAUAGUAGCAUACAAAGUCAUGGUCUCAAGAGUUGUAGAUAGAGCAGACAGAGGCUGACAAGUUACCUUACAGUAACUUGAUGGCAUCGAUUACAUGCACCCAUGGUGACUACCUCGAGCACGUGCAUAUCGUUUUUGAAACCAAGUGAAAAUGUUCAUAAAGCAUUGCUGUUCAUAACAAUUGACACUAAAUUAUGUUCCUCAUUUUCUGCCAAUGAGUUAUUUUUUUAAUAUAGUAUUAGAUUUUAUAUUAGUUCUUAUGUUGGUGUUUAACACCAGGAAUGCUGCUAAACGUGAAUGCUCAAGUGAAAUUAUAUCUCAAAUGGCACGAAUAGAAAAUGUUCAAUAAACUUUUACUUUCAUUCCUUUGA